Messenger RNA from Glossina fuscipes, 1375 nucleotides. RefSeq lists its product as uncharacterized. The record is from RefSeq and is a predicted model, not a curated record. The transcript has 3 exons. Lineage: Eukaryota; Metazoa; Arthropoda; Insecta; Diptera; Glossinidae. Bases 1 to 1251 code for a protein of 416 amino acids.
AUGAGGGCGAGAUUUAUUACAGUAUUUUUGUUAUUGUUGCGUUUACAAUCAAAGCUAAUUUUCGAUAUUUAUCCGGAUAAAGGAAUUUUUUACGAACUUAAAUAUCUUAUAGCUAAGAGUUUCGAGGUACACGAUCAACCUCAAGUCUUGGAUGAACAUCCGAAAAGCUACGAUGUUAUUUCAUUUAUGGCGGCCAAUAUUAACGGACAAAAGCUGUUAAUAAAUUUAGAGCGCCGUCGGAGAGGUAUCAUGAAAGCUUGCUUUUACUUAUGGCUCCCGGAAUACGGUUUGUUGGCUUUGCCUAAACUGCCAGACAUGUUACAUUUUACAACGGAUGGUAACACGGAGAGCGAGGAAUUUAAAGGCAUUGGCUUUCAUAUUUACCCCGAAGAGCCGAUGAUACGUUGGCGUAUUAAAUAUGAAGGCUUACUAAAGCAAUUAGAUGAAGGAAACAAGCUCCUACAAGUUAAAUUGAAUUUGACCUUUAACUCAACCGGUAAAUACUUUAAUUACAACCGUGAUCUAAGUUUGGCAGUUAUAGCUGAUUCGUUAGCUCGCGAAGCUUGGAAUGAAGGUUUUUAUACAAUGCUGAAAAAUGUGGACAAAGUCUUGCAAAAACGUUUGCACUACGAACAAAAUGGUCAAUUAACGGGUAGCUUGGAAAUUUAUGAAAAGAUUGAUAAACUCUUUGGACAUAUACCCUUAACACUUAGCGGUUUUCGGGAUCAUAGUUUCGGUACCGAACGUUGUCUAUCCACUAUUAAUCGUUACGUUUAUGUGGCAUUGUUUUUAGAAGAUGGAUCCAGCAUGGUGGUGGGUAUUUUAAGUCAACCCUCAUUUUUCCUCUCUUCGCUAAAAGUGGGUUACAUAUGUUCCAAAGAUGGUGACUAUAAACCUAUAACGGCCUGCAAUUUUGAAUUGUACUCAUACGGUGAGAAGGGUACACCGCCGCGGCAUCAAAACUUUAUUGUUUACACUGUUGACAAGGACUAUUUUGUUCAAAUAAAAGUUCAAGAUUCAACCGAGCGCUACGCAGGCGGGAAUUGGGAAGCGAAAAUCUAUAAUCAAUUUGUCGCUUGCUGCAUCAAUGGUAGACAUGGUCACGGCAUUACCGAGUAUCUGUAUCGCCAUAAAGGUGGGCGCCCAGAGGAAGCGAGCUACUCCGAUCCGGAGUGGUAUAAAAGAGUACGAAAAUCUGAAGAUGAUAUCGAAGAUUUUGAUCAUAAUGAAUUAAAUUCAUUUUCUCCGUAGUUGAAAAGGCUGAUUUGAAAUUUUUUAAUAAAAAAGCAUUUAAAUGUAAACUAAUAUUUCAGAGCUUUCCUCUUUCAAUUCACAUUAAAGUAAUAUCGAAAUUUCGACCCUUCCAUACCUUGUA